AUGAAAAGGUUGAAGAGGUCCCGAGCGCUCAGGAGGUGGAGGGCGACCGGAGAGGAUGCCGAGACGAAGAAAGAGGACGGGAAGGAUGGUAAUGAGGGCAAGAAGGAGAACGAGGCGGACAAGCCAGAGGCUCUCGCCGACGCUGGCUGGAUCAUACAGGAGCCGUACGUCAGCGAUGUGCUGGACGCCGCCAAGGCGGCCAGUGGCCUUCCCGUCAGCGCUGUGGACUUCGUCGAGAUGUGCGGCGGCUGCUCGCGCGUUCCGUGGGUUAAGGAGAUGUGCUCGCAGGCUUUCGGCGGCAAGGAGCUCUCCACCACCAUGAACGCGGACGAGUGCGUGGCGCGCGGUUGCACACUGCAGGACGCUGUGCGAGUUGGCGGCGGCGCUGCGGCCGCAAGAGGUUCGAAAACGUGGCAGCGGCAGUGCGCGAGUACCUCGCCGGCGUCGUUGACAAGGUGGAUCCGAGGGCGUUCAACAAGGAGAUGUUGAAGCCGACGCCUGAAGAUGCGCACGGCCCCGAGGCGCGCAGACACGGGCAAUGCCUCGUCCUGGUUGCAUUGAUACAUUCCCUCCGUGUUUCCACCAUGAUGGAGUCAUCGACCCGCUCAUUGGCAGCGCGCCCGCCCUCCCAUGAUGGCCCCCCUCGCUGCUCGCUCCGUAGCGACGCCCCAGCGGGCAUCGGAGCGGCAGAAGAAGCACGGCUCCAGUGGGAAGUAGCAGUGAGGGGCGGCGCGGGGUGCGCCGACAGAAUGGCGCGCGCGGAGGGGGCGCGCGGCCGCAGGGAGAAACAGCUCGCGCACCACUCAGUCGAGCACCGUGGUGGCAGACCCCCAGCUUGAAGUUGCAUGGUUUCGUGUGAGACGUCCGACUUAGACGUGAACGGUUGGCGCGGACGUCCUGGGACGGAUGCGUUAACAUCUUGCCAGGGGGCGAGCCGCCACGGUGCCCGGUGCCCUCCUCCCCCCCCCCUCCUCUCCUCGUCAUCAUCAUCAUCGUCAGCGUCAUCGCCAUCGCCG
Molecule: messenger RNA, 1016 nt
Organism: Prorocentrum cordatum
Lineage: Eukaryota; Dinophyceae; Prorocentrales; Prorocentraceae
Source: the annotation of a GenBank genome assembly